This is a messenger RNA of Saimiri boliviensis boliviensis (Bolivian squirrel monkey), 869 nucleotides long. NCBI's taxonomy places the organism in Eukaryota, Metazoa, Chordata, Mammalia, Primates, Cebidae. The record is from RefSeq and is a predicted model, not a curated record.
AUCGUCCCCAAGGACUUGUCUGCCACUAGGGCUGUUGGCGGCCUCCCGCACCGAAGGGACCGUGGGCGUCUGAGGCCUUAAAUCCGGCGGGCCUUCAGGAUGUUAGCAGUCCCUGUCUGGUUGAAGGUAGGAAGCCAAAAGCCCGAGUGGGGGACGAACAGACUUACCUCCUGUCCCUCAAAAGAUCCGCUAGAUCGUCGGCUCCAAAAUCUGAGAGACCGCGAACGGAUCCCAAACCACCAGCGUACUCUCAGACCUGGCGUUCGGAAAGAUUCUAGAGAGCACUGGCAGGUCCCGGAGGUCUCAGACCCGCAGGUAGAUCUCAAAUCCGUAGACUUGCAGACGAAGCCCAGAUAUCGUAGGCAGAUCCUAAAGACUAAGAUUCCCGAGGUCUCAGAGUCCCAGGCAGUUGAGAAACCACAGGCUCGUAGGCAGAUCCCUGAGACCACAGAGGCUGGCCAAGAAACCACCAGCAACUGCUGCAUUCAGCUGGAUCUCCUCGGACCGGGAGGACUCACAGCUUUCCCUUUCCCCAGCCAGGAUGAGGGAACUAGACAAUGGGAGCACUAGGGAAAGCAAGCAUUCUGCGUGGGGAAGAGCUCCGAGCUCACUGUAGCCUUGGAGAGGGAAGUGAUGGAAAAAGAAUAUAGCAGCUUAUUAGGGACUCCCACCCUCUUCAAGUUAUAAAUAUCCCCAGAACCUUGGCUAUGUGCCCGGAAGCCUGUUGUCUCUUAACUGUACAGGAGACUUCUCUGCCUAGGCUGGGAAAGGGGCCUUUCUUUUGUUUUGCAGAUAGAUCCACCCACUGAGGAACUUGAAAAUUUUUUUCAAACAUAACUCCAGGCCAUGCUUUUAUUAGUGAGUGUCCU